Notodromas monacha is the source of this 912-nucleotide messenger RNA. The record is from the annotation of a GenBank genome assembly. NCBI's taxonomy places the organism in Eukaryota, Metazoa, Arthropoda, Ostracoda, Podocopida, Cyprididae.
AUGUUUUGCUGCGCUCUCGAUUUCCUGGACCUUGUGGACGAUAUUUUCGAGACAGUGGCAAGGAACGAUCCGUGCAAUUCACAAGGUGCCGGGGCCUCGAACCGGGCUUCUCGCGAAGUGUGUGCUCGUGGUCUAAUGGCUGACGCGUUCCGUGCGCGAGACAUUGGGUUGAGAGCCCAAAAAAAACUGCUCAGCCGGAUGACCUCUCACAAAGGCAUGGUGAAGGUUUUAAUAGACGACAAUUCCGGCCAGCUCCUUGAUAAUCUCUACCGCUUCGUGAAGCAUCAUACUGGAAGCAAGAAAGAUGCCGAAAAAAUCGUCAAGAAUAUCAUAAAGCUGAGCGUUAAAGCGGGAAUUUUGUCACGGAAUGAGCAAUUCUCGCAAGAUGAAAUUCAGCUGGGGAACGAUUUCGUCCGGAAGUUUCACACCUUGGCAAAGACUGUCAUCAGUUUCCACGAAGUAGACUUCACGUACGACCGUGGUUUCAUCUCGAAACAAAUCAGCGAGUGUCACGAUUUGUUCGCUAAAAUAAUCUCGCGACAUUUGAGCGAAAAGUCGUUGUCGCGGUUGGACAACGUCUUCGGCUUCUUCUCCGAUCCAAACUUUUUGGAUCAAGUCUUCCAGCCGAAAUAUCCCCAUCGCGAACUGUUCGACAAACUAGUCAACGACUUGAAGAAAGCCCUUGAUGAGGGUGAUCUGUGAUAAAAAAAAAAUGUUUUCCCAACACGCUGAAAUGGAUUUUUCCACGCACCAUCGUGGACGCGGGAAUGGACCACAAGCACUACUCGUCGCGCGAAAUUUUUUUUGAGAAAACCCUUUUCAUCAAACCAGUGUUCCCCUCUUUCGACCAGCAAUAAGACUUGUUUUUCAAUGUCGCCGAGUGUAUCUAAUAAAACAAAAAGUUCAAAGAUA